Messenger RNA from Iphiclides podalirius (scarce swallowtail), 753 nucleotides. The record is from the annotation of a GenBank genome assembly. Lineage: Eukaryota; Metazoa; Arthropoda; Insecta; Lepidoptera; Papilionidae.
AUGUCUUGGAUAGGUGUUCUAGAUAAGGAGAGCACUAGGCAGGCGGGUGGGGCCACUGUAGAACUAUCUGCGGGGUGGGGGUUGGCGGGAGAGGCGCGCGGCGGGGGCUGCGGGGUGCAUGUGCAGUUGCAGAGGGUGUGGCCGGCGCGUCAUUGGCCCGGGGUUACUCGCGGAGUGAUAACCUCCGUGAUAACGGCACGGACCGCGACGCCCACCGCGCGGCGGCUACGUGCUCUACGCGCUCUCGUUGCCACUGCCCGCCGCUGCCCUCUCCUGUCGCGUACGAGUGACGCGUUGGCCAUUCACCAAUGUUGCCACGCAGUGCCCUCUGCGGCCGUUUCGCGUACGGCCAUUGCGCCCCCGCGCAGUGCCUGCGGGGUGGUGGCCUGCUGCGGUACGUGCGUGGCGGCUUUCGCAACAUACCCCCACGGUACGUUAUUUGGUAACGCAACGGGGCCUUUGUUGCGACGGCUACCCACCCAACCGCCGCCGUGUGCAAGCGCUACGCUGGCGAAUGGCGAGCGGGUGGCGGAGAGCCCCGCGGGCGGAGGACGCCCGCCAUCUGCGGGCGAUGAAUCACUGGUGACGCCGCCGGCCGUCGGCCGUUGGCGCGCGCUGCGCUCACUCACUCGCCCGGCCUCACUCUCUGCGCUCGAACGGAACGUACGCGUCGCUUAUUGUGCGACAUUCUUGUCGCGCUCGCCAGUUGUCUCGCGAGUUCCGUUCCGAACUCUAUCGUGCGACCAGUGUUGG